Molecule: messenger RNA, 1089 nt
Organism: Solanum verrucosum
Lineage: Eukaryota; Viridiplantae; Streptophyta; Magnoliopsida; Solanales; Solanaceae
Product: RNA polymerase II transcription factor B subunit 3
Exons: 5
Coding region: 198-764 (188 amino acids)
Biological process (GO): DNA repair; regulation of cyclin-dependent protein serine/threonine kinase activity; regulation of transcription by RNA polymerase II
Cellular component (GO): transcription factor TFIIH holo complex
Source: RefSeq, a predicted model, not a curated record
CCUUCUUACGGCGUCGUUUUUCGAUUAAAUUUUUCUCAGCCACCACUUUUUCACUUCACUUCCCCCAUUUCUGCAGGCUAUAUUUCGCCGGAGUUUCCAUCAACCGCCGGUCCCGUCAUCUCUCUUGCCGUACGUAGAUGUAGAAGACGAGGACAAAUUAUCGAGUUGGUUUUUAGGGUUCGAAAGCGGCUCUAAUAAUGGUGGUAGCUUCAACCAAUGCAUUUUCCAAAGAGAUGGCCAUCAGAAAACGCAUUGCCAACAUCUAUAAUAAAAGAGAAGAGAAUUUUCCAUCAUUGCGUGAAUACAACGAUUAUCUAGAGGAAGUUGAGGAUAUGAUAUUCAAUUUAAUUGAAGGCAUUGAUGUUCCUGCUUUUGAGGCAAAGAUUGCACAGUACCAGAGAGAAAAUGCAGAACAAAUCAUGAUUGCUCAAGCACGUAAGGCUGAAGAAUAUGCAGCAGCCUUGGCAGCCAGCAAGGGACAGCCUGCACAGUCCGAUGGAGAUGCUUUGGGCCAAGGGCCUCAGGCAGGGUCCAGUACAGGUCCACAAGGGCACUAUGCCCCUGCAAUAGCCGGAAGCAUAGCUCAGCCACGGCCAACACAACCUCUCCCAGUUGGAUCAUUUCCAGAUAUGCUAGGGGGAGAGUACGAAGAUGAUGAAAAGAUGAAACUAAGAACUGAAAGGGCUGCUAAGGCUGGGGGUUGGAGUUUAGAAAUAAGCAGGAAAAGGGCACUUGAAGAAGCCUUUGGAAGCCUAUGGGUCUGAAAGUUGUACAUCCGUUUCGAAGACUGUUCCAGCUGUGUGACUUUCUGUGGAUUCUGGCAAAAAUUGUGUAAAGUAACAAUCCAUUCUGGAUUACUCAGAGAAAUGCCAUCAAUGGAGCAGCAUUUCAGCAUUCGUCUUGACGACGUUUUUUAUUCUUAGAUGGUAUCGUGUAAAACUUACCAACUUAUCAUAGAAUGUCUUUGGUCUUUGCAAGGUUUCUUCUCAAGAGACCUCAGCUUGCCUCUCCACAUGACCGUUGACCUCGUGAUAAUUAUUCUCGGGGAUUUUGGUUCUUAUCUUAGCUACGCUUUUUUAGCCCUGUAUU